AUGCCUCAGCUGCUGCAAAACAUUCACGGGAUCAUUGAAGCCUUCGGCUGCUAUGCCAGGUCAGAGGGUGGCUGCAAAGUGCUCACACGGGGGGAGCUGAAGAGGCUCCUGGAACAUGAGUUUGCUGACGUCAUAGUGAGUCCCCAUGAUCCCUCGACUGUGGAUGAAAUCCUGAGCCUGCUGGAUGAAGACAACACGGGGACUGUAGAGUUCAAGGAAUUCCUGGUCCUAGUUUUUAAAGUUGCUCGGGCCUGCUUUAAGACACUGAGUGAGAUUCCUAGGGGUGCUUGCAGGUCUGACAAGUCUGAACGCUGCUGUCCUGGAUCCUCAAAAGCGCUGGAGCAAGGCCAGACAGGUGGCCCCGGAGUUGGGAGGGAUGCAGCAGAGCAGUGCUGUGAGGACAGCAGCUGUAGACAGAGGGAUCAGGCAUCUAAAGAACAGGUCAGCAGUCAUGACAGGGAGGUUGAGUCUCAGAGACAGGAGAUGGUAAGCCAGCAAACACAAGUGACAGGACAAGUGGAACAGACCCCGAGACCUGAGGACAAGAAUUGGACCAGAGAGAGGAGGUCAGAGAGGCAGUCACAGAUUAGCCAACAGACAGAGGCGACCAGACCCGGAGCCACAACUCAGACCCAAGCAGAUGCCUUCCAGACACAGGGGUCCACCUGUGGCCAGAACAGAGGGACUAACAGCCAUAGCCAAGACAGGAGUCAGGCAGGCCAAGCGGCUAUACAACAUGACCAGACACAGGCAGGGUCUCAUACUCAGACACACACCCAGAUGGCAGAACAGGGCUGCAGGCAGCAGACAGGAAGUGGCAGCAUCCAGACACAGGAAUCCAUCUAUGACCAGAACAGAGAGACUGAGACUCACAGCCAAGACAGGAACCAGGCAGGCCAGGCUGCUAAAGAACACCACCAGGCACAGGCAGAGUCAUACACUCAGACACACACCCAGACGAUGGAACAGGGCAGGAGUCAGCAGGCAGGAAAUAGUAGCCUCCAGACACAUGGCUCCAUCUAUGACCAAAACAGAAGGACUGAGAUCCAUGGGCAAGACAGCAGUCGUGCAGGACAGGUAGGGACAGGACACUUCCAGACACAGGUAGGAUCCUAUUCUCAGACCUUGGAGCAUGAUAGGAGCCAGUCUGCAAGUCAGGUAAGGGCUCCGGAAAAGAGACAAAGCCAGAUACAGUCAGGUAUGGGGCCAGGCUGGACACCAGUAAGCAACUGUGAGACAGGGGAGCUGGGACUAGGAAGCCAGGUCCAGACUGAGACAAGCACUGUAGAAGAAAGACAAGACCAUAGCAGCAAUCACCCAAGUCCAAAGGGAGGGCAGAGAGAGAGUGCCCCCACCGUGAUUAGAGAUGAGUGGGUCAAUGACCACACAAGGGAAAUAGUGAUCCGAAGCCAGAAUCCAGGUGGCCUGCACUCUCGUGUUCCUUCAGCUCAGGGCCAGGAUACAGCACAGAUGGAGGAGAAGAAAGGAAUCACAGCCAAGGGACUAUAUUCCUACUUGAAGACAGACCAGCCAUGA
Onychomys torridus (southern grasshopper mouse) is the source of this 1536-nucleotide messenger RNA. It is a transcript of the gene Crnn, whose product is annotated as cornulin. NCBI's taxonomy places the organism in Eukaryota, Metazoa, Chordata, Mammalia, Rodentia, Cricetidae. Gene Ontology annotation, molecular function: calcium ion binding; transition metal ion binding. The record is from RefSeq and is a predicted model, not a curated record. Bases 1 to 1536 code for a protein of 511 amino acids. The transcript has 2 exons. Gene Ontology annotation, cellular component: cytoplasm. Gene Ontology annotation, biological process: regulation of phosphatidylinositol 3-kinase/protein kinase B signal transduction; cellular response to cytokine stimulus; positive regulation of cell cycle G1/S phase transition.